AUGUCAAUCUCGGCCCAAGAUAGCAGGGAGUUGCAGAGCACUGAGCAUCGACCCGAGAUUGCCAGUAACAGUCCAAAACACACCGCACGAUUCACAACACUCAUUUUGAACAACUACGGGCGAUGUUACAAAACCCUUGAGUAUCUCAUCCGAUGGCCACGCAGACUCGAGCAUUUUUCUUUCACGCUGCGAUUUGGCUUGGAAUCCUUGUACUUGAAUGAUAUCCACAUGCGCGACGGUCCUAUGGCCGGCCAGAUCGUUCAGAAGUUACAUGACAUGCUCGAACCUCAUCGGACUACGCUGAAGAGCUUACGAAUAGGGCUCGCGUUGACACCGGUUGCGUUUGCAAUGGCGUACAUGCCUGGGCUUGACUAUCCCGCUGGGGCCAAUUUCGGAUUGGACCACGGCAUCAUACCAGACUUUCGAGACUAUCGAAACCUACAGCACCUCCACAUUGCGUCCAUCUUUACUGGUCAUCAGGAUUUCUGCGACCGGUGGAGAUUUAGAAGUGAAUCCCGCGACUUGGACGAGUUACACCGGGAUGUAGACCGACUUCUCGCUCCGACUCUAUAUCGCAUCACUCUGGAUGUCGGCUGCGAGUUCUCUCUGCGGCACUGCCCUUGCUUCCCCCUUGACAUAAAGGACCAGCCAGUCUGCGACCUCCUCUGUCCUCUCGAUCAGGACCUUUUUGCCUUUCUCAUCACUCUCGCCCGGCGCGCCAAGUAUCGGAGGGCUCGGCUUUGUCAAAUCCACGUCAACUACUGUGUCAGGCCUUUUGCUCUUCCCAUGCCCGUCUCCGAUCUUCCAGAAGGGUUCGAUCGGGAAUGGAUUCCUCAGUAUCACUAUUUCGAUCCGUGGGAAUGGCUCGAAAGAGUCAAAAGGAGAGUGGAGAGGCUCGGCAUCCUGUUCACCUACAAUGGUCUGGAACCUGUAUGCGGCGUGCCUCGAACGCAUAUCCCGAUCCCCGAAAUACCUUUCGAUAUGUCGGUGGCGGAAUGGUUGCAGCUUUGCAGACAGCAUCAUUUACAGCUAUUCAACUACGAGGAUGAGAUGUGUUCGGAGCACGUCUGGACGGUGGUCAAGAGCGGCUGA
This is a messenger RNA of Neurospora tetrasperma FGSC 2508, 1092 nucleotides long. RefSeq lists its product as uncharacterized. The coding region runs from base 1 to 1092 and encodes 363 amino acids. The record is from RefSeq and is a predicted model, not a curated record. The transcript has 2 exons. Lineage: Eukaryota; Fungi; Ascomycota; Sordariomycetes; Sordariales; Sordariaceae.